GAUCACUGUUGUGAGAUCUGGUCUGGGUCCUCGAUUUUGGUGAGGAUUGUCGGGGAAAAAGAAGACCCAUCUCUCGCUUUAAUGCUAGCACAAACUGGUUCUCUGCUUCGGAUCUGAUUGUGAUUUUACAGGCAUGAACUUUUGAAUGUUGAUUGCCUUAGACAUUGUGCAGAGAAUAAAUGGGCAAUCCUGGUUCAGACACCGAAAGAAACAAGAGAAAUUUGGUCUCAAGUGUGUUUGAUCCUGCACUCUCUAGAUUCGUUGGAUUUUCUCAGAAACUCCAAACUUGUCUUAAGUCCCAGCUGAAGAAUUUGAAAGUUGAUAAGCAUGGGAUUGGUUCUUCAUGGAGGCAAGAUAAAGAAGGGUCGUCGAGCUCCAUGGAAAUUGAUCUGGAGAAACAGUUAGAUAUGUGGAGAGAAAACCCUUCGUGGACUGAUCAGAUCCCAGUCGUUAAGGUGAGUAUUCCAAAAGGAUCGCUUUGCAAUCUCAAAGCCGAGGUGAAUGUUGGUUUACCUCCUGAUGCAGUCUAUAACAUUGUGAUUGACCCUGACAACAGAAGAGUUUUCAAGAAUAUUAAGGAGGUUAUGUCGCGGAAAGUAUUGGUAGAUGAUGGGUUAAGGCAAGUGGUGGAAGUAGAACAAGCAGCCUUGUGGAGAUUUCUCUGGUGGUCAGGAACAAUCUCAGUUCAUGUCUUGGUGGAUCAGAACCGUGCAGAUCACUCUAUGAAAUUCAAGCAAGUGAAGAGUGGAUUCAUGAAGAGAUUCGAAGGAAGCUGGCAAGUCAAGCCUUUGUUUGUGGACGAAUAUAUGUGUGAUCGUUUGAAACCGAAAACGCUUGAGGAGUAUAACCGGUGCACUGGAGGUAAAGGGAGGAUCGGAUCUAAGGUAACGCUGGACCAGCUAAUACAGCCAGCUAUUGUUCCACCUCCCCCCAUUUCUUGGUAUCUCAGAGGAAUCACGGCUAAGACGACAGAGAUGCUCAUCCAUGACUUAUUGGCUGAGACUGCCAGGAUCCGUGCAGCCGGAGAAAUGGAGGAUGGUCACUCGCCGGAUAAGCAACGGAUUGGGACACAUGGGGAUAUAAAGGAAAGAUGGGCUGCACGUAGAAGAACAUCAAGGAGACGACGCAAUGAUUUGUGUUAAGGUCACAGUCCAUUAUUUUGGGAUUAUAGAAACCUUGAGGAUUUUUGGAUCAUUCAGAUAUGUGAACAUAAUAUAAUGUUUGUUUUCAU
This is a messenger RNA of Arabidopsis arenosa, 1231 nucleotides long. The record is from the annotation of a GenBank genome assembly. Lineage: Eukaryota; Viridiplantae; Streptophyta; Magnoliopsida; Brassicales; Brassicaceae.